Molecule: messenger RNA, 1259 nt
Organism: Prorocentrum cordatum
Lineage: Eukaryota; Dinophyceae; Prorocentrales; Prorocentraceae
Source: the annotation of a GenBank genome assembly
GGCCUCUCCUCGGGUGGGCUCUCCGAGCGCGGCUGGGAGCGGCGGCUGGCCCGCACGGGGCACUGCUCGGCGCUGGUGCGCCUGGCGCCCCAGGCCAAGGACCUGCUGUUCGGCCACACCACCUGGAACGACUACAGCACGAUGACCCGCAUCUUCAAGUACUACCACCUCAGGCUGCCGGGCUCGGGCGCUGCCGCGUCGCUCGUUGCCCUGAGCUCCUACCCCGGGUGCAUCAGCAGCGGCGACAACUUUUUCUCGGGCGGGCUGGCCGUCGCGGACACGAGCAUCGAGAUCCUGGACGAGGCGGCGUACGAUCCCGACGGUGGCGGAUUCUGGAAUUCGGUGCCCCGACGGCGAUCCCCUACUUCGUCCAUAUCUCGGCGGUGAACCGGCUGGCCAGCACGGCGAGUCAUUGGACGUCCCUGCUCACCGAGAGAAGCGGCAAGGCCAGCAGCGCCCAGUGGCUUGUGGUGGACUACAGCAGGUUCGCCCCUGGCGAGCGCCUUCGGUCCAACACGGUCAGGCUGGCCGAGGUUGUGCCCGGGCUUACCAUGCACUGCGACCUCUCCGAAGAGCUUGAGCUGCACGGCUACUUCGCGUCCGUCAACCGCCCCUUCUUCAGCAAGGUAAGGGAGAUUUCGGGUCACGCGGCCGCUGAGAAGGAGUACGGCGCUCUCUACUCCUUCGAUCACGGGCCCCGGGCGGAGAUCUUCCACAGGCUGGGCCAGUCCGUCGAGACCUUGAUGGACAUGCGCCACGUCAUGAACCGCAACGACCCCUCCGAGCGCGUGGAGCCCCCCUCGCCCGGGCACGCCGUGUCCGCCCGCAUGGACCUUGACGGCAGCAUGCUGAUCCCGAACGGGGGCAUCGACGCGAAGGUCGUCAACAGCUGCCUCUUCCGCAAGCUGCAGUGCCAGGCCAUCAGCGGCCCCUCGCACGACCAGCAGCCGGCCUUCAGCUGGGGCGCCUUCGCGGAGUACCCGCACCUGGGGCUCCCAGAUGCGUGGAAUUUCAGCUGGGUCCAGAUGACCAGGCUCAGGAUGUUGCCCGCGCCGGUCGACGAGCUCCACUGCCCCGGGCUCUCUCGCCUCGGCGACGGCUUCGAGGGCUGAGGGCCUCGUCGGUGUCGUCGUCGUCGCCGUCGUCGUCGUUGUCGUCCUUCUCCUUCUUUCCUUCUUGCGACAAUGUGCGGGUUGAUAAGGAGCGCAGUACUGGAAUGCAGCAUGUAUCCACUGAGCCGUGUCUAACUCGCGCUCCCA